AUGCUACUUCGUAUUAUUAGAUACUGUUCAACCUUUCAAGCUUAUUUAGAUGACCGUGAAAGAUUAAGACUGGCAUUAUUAUUUAAUAAAUAUCCUAAUAAAAUUAUUGAAGAAUGUUUUAAUUAUCUAUUAUUGAAAUAUAAAAUUGAUCAACCACUAAAUUUUAACAAUUAUAAUUUAAUUCUUCAAAAAAUUAUAGAAACACCUAUAAAAGAAAAAAUACCAGUGGACUAUGGUAAGACAAUGCUUAUUCAUUUUACUUAUUGUUCAAGUAUGAAAACAUUUCCAAAAAAAUUCCAUGCCCUCUGGGAUAAAUAUUUUUGUGAAUCUCCGAUUAAUGAGGUCUUACCCAUUCUUGGUACACGCAAUGUUAAAAAUUUACAACGGCAAUUAACUUAUACAAGAUAA
Rotaria sordida is the source of this 408-nucleotide messenger RNA. The record is from the annotation of a GenBank genome assembly. NCBI's taxonomy places the organism in Eukaryota, Metazoa, Rotifera, Eurotatoria, Philodinida, Philodinidae.